Molecule: messenger RNA, 4084 nt
Organism: Drosophila mojavensis
Lineage: Eukaryota; Metazoa; Arthropoda; Insecta; Diptera; Drosophilidae
Product: phospholipid-transporting ATPase IH
Exons: 8
Coding region: 277-3459 (1060 amino acids)
Biological process (GO): phospholipid translocation
Cellular component (GO): endoplasmic reticulum; plasma membrane; trans-Golgi network
Molecular function (GO): ATPase-coupled intramembrane lipid carrier activity; magnesium ion binding; ATP hydrolysis activity
Source: RefSeq, a predicted model, not a curated record
AAUGUAAUUAUAGUUCCAUACAGUGUACACUUUCCUCUAAAGGACAUUUAAGCGGUGGAUGUCGUUUGUCAACAGGAUAUUUAAUUAUAUAAUUGAGGAGAACUAUAUAGGGCUAGUCUGGGCUACGGCAUAAUUGUUCCCAGUAAGGAACUUUGUUACCGAAUUUUAGUCAAACUUUAACAUAGAAAGAUAGUAGACGUGCGUUGCCCAUUAAGCUAUACGAUUUUUGAGCAUAUGAAAAUUCAAGAGUGAGCAAAUAAAAGCAUUAACUUCAUAAUGAAGCGCUCCAGAGAGAAAGAACCGUUACGCAUUACAAUUGGAUCUACGAAUCAUCAAAUGAAAUUGAUCUUAAACCGCGUGCGAACGACCAAGUACACGUGGCUAACCUUUGUCCCCCUAAACUUCUACGAACAGUUCCGUCGAGCCGUCUAUUUCUACUUUCUAAUAAUAACGAUUAUAUCGUUUUUCGUUAAUGAUACUAUAUCUCCAUGGACAUCACUGCUGCCGCUGCUGUUCGUUAUGAUAGUGACUGCGCUGAAGGAAGGUAUAGAGGAUUAUUCGCGAUCGAAAAACGAUAGAAGUGUUAAUUCAGCCAAAGUGACCGUUAUACGCAAUGGAAAGGAACAGUGUAUCGAUUCGGAAUACGUACAACAAGGCGAUCUGGUGGUAGUGACUAGUACGAGCUACGUUCCAUGCGAUUUGGUAUUGCUUUAUUCGUCUUCGGCAAGGAACAUCUGUUUUGUGAACACGGCGAACUUAGACGGAGAAACGAAUCUUAAGCCAAUCUUUGCACCCACUAACUACACUUACGAUUUGGGAGACAUUGUUAGCCACUUAGUUCACAUCAUCUGUGAACGGCCAACUCCUGAUCUCUACAAAUUCAAUGGACGUAUAGAAACGCACACAAAUGGCACAGAUAAUCCUGAAGUAAUACCAUUGACAAUUGAGAAUCUCUUGUUACGUGGUGUACGCAUUCGGGGACCAGAUCGUGUGGUGGGUUGUGCCAUUUACACAGGGAUGUUCACAAAACUCCAACUUAACAGCCGCUAUACGGGCAACAAAUCCGCCUCCAGUGAGCACUACAUCAAUAAAUUCAUUAUAGCUCUGAUCGUAGGAAUGGUAGUUGUUGUCCUUAUACUCUACCUAAUGGAACGCCAAAAAGUAUCAGAAGUUUAUCCGACUAUUUACUAUUUGGGACCCCCCAUUGAGUACAACGCGAUUUGGCAAAUCUUUGAGGAUUUCUUAUCAUUUUUAAUUCUAUUCAACUAUAUGGUGCCUAUUUCAAUGUAUAUGAAUAUCGAACUAUACCGAGUUUUCGGCGCUCUUUUUAUGAGAUCCGAUAUUCAUUUGUACGACGAGGAAACCGAUCAGCCCUGUGGAGUGAAUGCGUCCAAUUUGAAUGAAGAUCUUGGUCAGAUCAACAUAUUAUUUUCAGAUAAAACUGGAACUCUAACAAAAAAUCAAAUGAUCUUUCUCAAGUGCUAUGUCAAUGGACAUAACUACGUUUUACAAAAUAGUCAAUUGUAUUGCCCCGAUAGAGACGAGAUCUACGAACUAGGCGCAAUGGAUGCCGAUGUGAAGAUCUUAUUUGAAGCGUUAGCCUUAUGUCAUACAGUGGAAGUAAUGUCCAGCUCUGAUGAUAAAUCAAACGAAACUCAAUCGGAAAAGGACAGCUUAGUAACUACAGGCAUCAUUGACAGAUAUCAGGCAUCUAGCCCAGACGAGAAGGCCAUACUCGAGGGCUGCGCUAAGUUGGGUUUAAUUUUUGAGGGCACAGAUAACAACUCAAUGCGUCUCAGCCGAAUCUUUAACGGUCAAAAUUAUGGCGUUGUGCAAUACGAGCGCCUUCAUGUGCUCGAGUUUAGCUCGGAGAGAAAACGCAUGAGCAUUAUUAUCCGGGAUGAGAUGGGCGUUAUUUGGCUGUAUAGUAAAGGUGCUGAAGCGUCCAUACUACCACGCUGCAAGCCAACAUCGCCUACUACGGAAACUGACGUCCAAAUAACUCAAUAUGCCAAAGAGGGUCUUAGGACCCUUGCUGUCGCCAGGCGCCGACUGACUGAAGAUGAAUUUGUCACAUUCGUUGCAUCAUGCAAAGAGGCCAGCAUUCAACUCACGGAUCGCAAAGAACUUCUUGCACUAUGUUACGAGACCAUUGAAGUGGAUUUCGAUCUGCUGGGCGCAACGGCUUUGGAAGACGCACUCCAGGAUGACGUUGAUAAAACGUUAAUCGCGCUGCAGGAAGCUGGCUUAAAGAUUUGGGUCCUUACAGGCGAUAAUGUGGAAACGACAUUCUCCAUCGGCAGAGCCUGCAAGCAUAUACCGGAAAUAGCCGAGGUGCACUUUCUUAUCAAUAUAACCGUAUGUGAAGCACUGCAAAAGCGGUUGAAUCAGAUAGAACUUGGCAUAACAUCAGCUACAUCGAAACCCACGUGUCUAGUCAUCGAUGGUAUAACGGUAUCCGCCCUACUCACGCAUUUGCCGGAACAAUUCACUGAUGUGGCCCUCAAGUGCAAGGCCGUGCUCUGCUGUCGUUUGAGCCCUCUGCAGAAGAGCGAAAUAGUUAUGCAUAUAAAGAGGUCGAGCCAGCACAUUACAGCAGCCAUUGGUGAUGGCGCCAAUGAUGUGUCCAUGAUCCAGGAAGCUCACAUUGGUAUUGGCAUAUCCGGGGUGGAGGGCAAGCAGGCAGCCCGCAGCGCUGACUAUGCAAUAGCCAAGUUCUUUAUGCUACAACGCCUGCUCCUAGUGCAUGGCCAUUACAAUAAUGAACGAUUAGCGUUUAUGGUGCUUUUUUACUGCUACAAGAAUCUGAUAAUCACAGGUUGCAUGGCUCUGUUUCAAGUAUACGAUCUGUAUUCGGCGACAUCUGUCUAUAACGAACUUUUCUUGUGGCUAUUUGAUAUAAUUUACAUAUCCUUUAGCUUCACGUAUUUGGCCAUGUCCGAUAAGCAUUAUAGUGAGAGUACAUUGUUGAGAUUUCCAACAUUAUAUAAAGCAAUCGCACACAACAAGCUGACCUCGUGGAAGUCAUUUCUAAUGUGGAUUUCAAUCGGUGCCCUUCAAACUGUCAUCAUUUUCUACUUUGCAUAUGCCAUUUUGUAUGACAAUAAUAUCGUGUUCAACGAAGGACAAACUGCAGAUUUCUCAACUUUUGGAACUAUGCUUAUAAUGGUACUCGUAAUUGUAGGUAAUUUGAAGGUAUUGCUAGUCUCACACUACAUGAGUUACCUCAACUUUGCAUUUAUUAUUGCAUCGAUUCUUGCAUUUAUAUUAAGCACUUACCUUUAUAAUUUAGAUAGUAGCAGUACCCUAUACUAUGUGUACAACAUGUUUUUGAGUUCGCUUCCUAUCUGGCUAUAUAUUAUUAUUUGUACGAUAGUAUGUCUGCUACCUGACUUUUUGAUGAGAGCCAUUAACGACAUGUUUUUAGAUAAGCCCGAGUCAACAUUAGUAAAUCUUUAAUCAAUAACUAAACAAAUCUUUAAUUUAAUACUUGAUUUAAAAAAUAUAUACAUUGAUAUGUCGCGGCAAUUUUAUUUUAUUUUUCAGGGCUGCUCAACUUUUAGCUGAGUAUAGUCACUAACCAGAGAACACAUCGACUACACUAGACUUGGGUAGCUCAUGAGUGAGUGAGCCAAAAUGAAUAGCUCACUAAACUGAACCACUCAGCUAGCUCCUUCAAUAUGGCUCAAACCUAAAAAUCGUAACAGAUCGACUCCUAUUUCAGUAAAUUUACCUUCAGUGCAAUCUUCAUCAAGCAUUAUGCCAAAAAACUAAAUAAUUUACAAUCUUCUUCUCAGCUGUCUCUGAUUGAUCAAAAUGUACGUGGCUUAAAUUCUAAACUUAAAAAUCUAUUCUUGCACAGUUUUAGUGUACAAUAUGAUAUUAUAGCAUUCACUGAAACCUGGCUAAGUAAUAAUAUCCUUUCAGUUAAUUUCACUACUUAUAGACUCGAUCGUUUGGUGCGCAGAGGGGGUGGGGUGUUGAUUGCUGUUAAACCUAUUAUCCUCUCUGAAUUGUUUACCUUUUCGUCCCUUCAUGAUGCGGAGAUUAUAGGGGUUAAAUUAACUCUCCAAUCGUGCUCAUU